Molecule: messenger RNA, 3729 nt
Organism: Gadus morhua (Atlantic cod)
Lineage: Eukaryota; Metazoa; Chordata; Actinopteri; Gadiformes; Gadidae
Gene: camkvl
Product: CaM kinase-like vesicle-associated, like
Exons: 12
Coding region: 550-2982 (810 amino acids)
Biological process (GO): protein phosphorylation
Molecular function (GO): ATP binding; protein kinase activity
Source: RefSeq, a predicted model, not a curated record
GGAACGACAGCUGUGAGUGACUGUCAAAGCGGGGAAUGGGACGCAAACAGUUGGAGCCUCCAUUAAUUAUCGAUAUCUUAUUAAUUUCAGAUUAAAAAAAAAGGCAACAUUUAAGUUGGGGGUCUGUGUUUGUUGUCUGUGAGCGUGUGUGUGGGAAAGAGAGAGAGCGAGAGAGAGAGCGAGAGAUGAAAGGGCCGAUUAUUUCUCUCUCCUGGGUGGGAGACAGUGAGUGAGAGUGGAGAGUGAGUAGGAGGGAGGGGAGCAGUCGAAACACGCGCUAAAACGAGCAAACUAAUUCUCAGCGAAGAGCCAGAUAGUCGUACCAGAGCACGGGCUGCAGAGUUAUCAUCAUCACCGUUAUCCAUCACUCGUUUUUUUUGUUGUUCCUCUUCAUCUUGAUAUCCGAUUCGAAUGCUGAGCCUGCGAAGUGUCUUUCCUCAAGUUACGACGCCAAGUGGAAGCAAAGUUUUUCCUCUUUAAUUGGGAUAGCGCUUCCAAAAACGCACCCACGGUUCCCGAUAUCUGCGCCAAUACUAGGUGGAUGCCGCCAUGCCGUUUGGAUGCCUUGCCCUGCGGGAUGGGCGGAACUACAGCAACAUGUCUGACGUCAUUGACAAAUACGAGAUCGGACAGGUCCUCAAAGCGAAGGAGUUUUGUGAGCUGUGCCUGGCGAAGGACAGACAGACAGAGAAGGUGUUUGUCUGUAAGAAAUUCCUGAAGAAAGAUGGCAGGAAAGUCCGCAAGGCUGCCAAGAACGAGAUUAUGAUCCUGAAAAUGGUCAACCACCCAAACAUUCUCCAGCUGAUAGACACAUUCGAGACUCGGAAAGAAUACUUUAUCAUCCAGGAGCUGGCCACGGGAGGAGAUGUUUUCGACUGGAUUCUGGAUCAAGGAAACUAUACAGAGAGGGAUGCCUCCAAUGUAAUCAGACAGGUCCUGGAAGCAGUGGCCUACCUGCACUCUCUAAACAUAGUCCACAGGAACCUGAAGCUGGAGAACCUGAUGUACUACACAGAGAACAACCACAACAAAGUGGUUCUGCGAGACUUCUACCUCUCUAAGUUUGAAAACGGAUCCAUCACGGAGCCCUGUGGAACGCCAGAAUAUCUCGCUCCUGAGGUGGUGGCACGUCACCGGUAUGGCCGUCCUGUGGACUGUUGGGCUGUGGGUGUUAUUAUGUACAUACUCCUAUCAGGUAACCCUCCAUUUUAUGAUGAGACAGAAGAGGAAAACACGGAUCUACACAACCGCAUAAUUUUCUGUCGCAUUGUUGCUGGCGAGUUUGAGUUUGACACUCCAUACUGGGACGACAUCUCACCUGCUGCUAAAGAACUUGUGUGUCGACUGAUGGAGGUGGACCAAAUGUUAAGAAUCACAGCACAAGACGCACUGUGGCACGAGUGGAUUUCAGGCAACGGGGCUUCGGAGAAGAACCUAAAGGACGGAGUGUGUGCUCAGUUUGAGAAGAACUUUGCCAAAGCUAAGUGGCGGGAGUUGAAGAAAGCCAUUCGCGUCACCACCUUCAUGCAACGGCUGAGAAACACGGAAUCAGUGGUUGACAGUUCAGCAGAGGGGCAGGUAGGGGAGGAAAAGGGGGAAGCAGAUGGAGAGGGGGAGCCGCAGGGCAGCAAGGGGGAGAACCAGGGAAAGGGGGAGAGUGAAGACGACGUGACAACCAGUAGUGUCUCUUUAGAAGUAACUGUUGAAAAUUCAACGUCGAGUAUGGCCCAGGGGGAGGGCAGCACCCUCGAUGACCCAACAAGCAUUAGCGUAGGUCCAUCUUUGGACAUUUCCCAAUCAGACACAGAGGAAAGUUUUGUGCAGUCUAGUCAGCUGAACUCUACUCCGAAACCUAAAGAGGUGGGAGCGAAUAAUGUCGGGCCAAAGAAAGAAGCUGAUGAUGGAAGCAGGAGAAUUGCCGCCAAUGUGGGCCUAAAUAAACAGGCUGCCGAUCUCAAGCCAGCCUUAGUGUCGACUACUGACCCCUCGUCAGCAGCCAAUGCAGAAAAGAUCCACAAAACGGCCUCCCCUGGCACUAGCAGCAAAGGGAAGAUCGCUGCUACACUCCAUGGCAAUACUAGCACCCCUGCAGUGGCUGGUGCACCCGAGAGGACUCCUGCAGUGCAGGGGGAAGCCAAAGCGGAGAGCGAUGGGAGUUGGUGUCAGACUCAACUCCCAGAGACAAUGGCAAUCGCUGUUGGCUCUGUCGUGCCAGGGGUGGAGGCUGCAGUGGGUGGGGAUGUAGUCGCAGGGGAGAGGUUAAGGAGCGAUACAAGUCCCAUGGUCAGGAGGGACAGGGAUGCUAGGAAAAUCGACAGAUAUAGUGCUGAGUAUCACCUAGAAGGCACUGGCCCAACACCGGGUCAUGGUUCUUACACAACAGGCACUUCAGCUAGUCUGGGCCGCCACUCACCCCUUUACCAUCCAGAUGUUGGCACGGUGGGGUUAGGGAUGUCGGGGGCCUACGGGAACCCCUACAGCUCCCUGUAUGCAAGCGGAGGAGUGGGACUGUACGGGACGGGGCUGGACCACGGAGGCCGAGGACUCACCGGGACGGGGAGCAGCAGCAGCUCCACCAGCGACUGGCAGAUGGACAGCGUGAUCGAGCAGAUCGAGAAGCAAAUGGCCGCCGUGCUGGAGAAGAUCGAGGGAGACAUGCCGUCGUUACUUGAGCAAAUCAGUGACUGCCCCGCCGAGCCGCCGCGCGCACGGAGUGCGCACGCCUCCCCGGCGACCUCUCGCGGGCGGACCUCCGCCGCUGCCGCCCAGUCGACCACCCCUCCCCCUCUGCCCACCUCUCCCAGACCCCCGCUGCCUUCUCUCCCUCACCUCACCAUCCCUCCUCCGUCCUACCCUCCUCCCUUCCCGCCUACGCAGGCUUCAGGCCAGGGUGGCGGGGAGCUGGAGGAAAGAGACGGGCAAAGGGCGGCUGCUCGCUCCAGCCAGUCUCCCAGAGCCAUGCCUAUGGGCAAGGGACUAUGAAGAGAGCACAGGCCAUGAGCGACACACGCCAUCAUGAACAUUGGAUCUAUUGACACUUCCUCAUUCACAAUAGCAUUUAUGUAAACCCAUUAAUCUGACUCUUGAGGAAAGGUUAGCCAUGGAAUACUGUUUGAUUUGUUUGUGGGCUAUUAUUGUUUCUAUAGAAAAUACACAUUACGCCGGUCAUUAGCUCUUUACUGCAUUGAAAUGCUCUCUCGGCCAGAGGGUGGAUAAAUAAAAAGCAUUGUGGCCGUAACAGAGUUAUGAUUAUAAGGAUUAUUAGACAAUUGCAACAUGCAUAACUAUGCUGUAGGUUACUUUAUAUACAUAUAAGAGAAAGGCGAUCCCUACACAUGCAGACAUUUUAAAAGCGGCAUGGUAUACAAAUACGAGAAUAUAAAGUAAUACAAGGUAUCAACCCUAUUAUUACCGACAGGCAUUUUUUGUACUUAACAAGGUGAUAAACCAAACAAAAAAUAUAUUAUAACUUGCUUUGUCCCUUACAAACUGUAAAUAACUAAAUAUUUUUUCCUGCUAUAUCACUUGACUUUUCAUGGCCAAACUACGUGUUUAUCUGAAUUACGCAAAUCACCUGUCUCUUACGUAUCUCCUUUUUAAAGUUUAUGUAGCCAUUUCCUAGCUCUACCACGAUCUUUGAAUCAAUAGACUACCUGUACAUAAUUAUGGAGGAUUUCAGCUGAUCAAUUGAGCUUUUGUGCUUAUUGAGCUUUUGACAUUCAUAUAUAU